AGAUUGCGAAUGAAUAAUCAGCGCUGCAUUCAAAAUGGGAGAGAAAGUCGAUCCUAUUCUGUACGUUUUGGUAAUCGGAUUCCAUCAUAAAAGGGGUUGUCAGGUGGAAUAUUCGUUCCCCGAACUGGUCCCGGGCCAUCCCAACGAAUGCCCCGCCGGUUGGAAGUAUUUACCGACAUUAGCACUACCCGACGGGUCCCACAAUUACGACGAGGACACCGUUUAUUUCCAUUUGCCCAGCCUCACCAAACCCGUACGAACCAUCUACGGUAUAUCCUGUUUCCGUCAGAUACCCGUGGAAAAGAUAAAAAACAAAACCUCCGACAUCACCAGAGGUACCGUACAAAAAUCGGUGUGCGUACUGAGCAAAGUACCGCUCUUCGGGCAAAUACAAGUCAAGAUGUGCCUGAUAACGCACGCCUACUUCGACGAAGGCGAUUUCAGCCAAGUAUCGAUUUUAGAAGAUACUUAUUAUCAUUUGAACGCCGUCAUGACGCAAAGCGAUUCCAUACAACAACCUUUCAUUGGUUUAUCGGCUAGAGAUUUCAUCUUGCAUUGGAAACACAAAGCCGUAUUGCUAUUCAAAUUGAUGCUUUUAGAGAAACGGGUGAUUUUUUACAAGUCUCCUGUACACCCGUUGUGCUCGACGAUACUCACCCUCGUAUCGUUAUUUCCCGAUAUGAUAGAAAACGGUCUUCACAACUCGGCUUGCAUUCGAUUAUCCAGACCGAUGUCCCCGAUGCCGGAAUACUCCGACGAGGAUUCCAGCCCCAUCAAAAUCAACAACAUGAAGAACACAAACGAAACCGACGACGGUAUUACGAUACGAGUAAAAAUCGCCGAAGAGAAUCCAUCGCAGGAGAUCGGAGCUGGUGAUAAUCGAACGUCGAGCAACGGGAACCUCGAAAAGAACGAAGUCGGAUUGGAACUGGCCAAAUUUUGCACCGACGAAGAACUAAACGGAGACGACAGGCCUUGUUUGCAGAGGGAAAUCAGCUCGGACACGAUCUCGGACGUUACUCACAACAAUCUCUCGUAUCUCAUCCAAUUGGGCACCGAGAGUUGCGGCUUCCCCUUGCAAAUUUUCACCAAAGGAUCCCUCUGCUUGCCCUACUUAUCAUUGCCCUAUCUGGAUUUAUUAGCCGACGUUAACGUGAGAAGUUACCUAGUAGGCGCUACGAACGUUCUCUUCAAACAAAAACGACAGCUCUACGAUAUUCUGGUCGACAUCGAUGGGAAUCGCAUAGAAUGCCAAGAUAUGAAUUUGAGGAAAUACUUGCAUUUAACCACCGAAGAUCUCAGAUUCGCCGAUUACCUAGUGAAGCGAGUAUCGGAAGAAAAACACGAUGUAUUCCUCGAUGGAGUUGGAUGGGAAGGCGGAGACGAAUGGAUCCGCACACAAUUCAGGAUCUACCUGUUGUGCUUACUGAGAACUUCCAUGUUACAAGACGGUUCGAGGGAAAUCGAUCACUUCAAUUCGAGCUUCGUGAGCUGCUGGAGGGACUCGCACAACUACAAAAUCUGGCUGAGCGGAGUCAAUCCGGGCAUAUUGGAUGUUCAUCCGGGCCAUCCGUUCGCCGGGCAAUUGUCAGUAGCCGAUAUGAAAUUACGUUUUGCGCACACGAUGCAAAACACGGAGAGCGGUAGGAAAAUCAACCAAGCCAUGGCCACCACCGGUAAGGCCGUUGUGACUACGGGAAAGGCCGUAGGUGGAGCGAUAUCGCAAGCGAAGGGGGCGCUGUCGUCGUGGUGGAGCAAUUUUUUGGUGAAUCCCCCCGAGCAUGGGGAAAAAACGGCCGAAACGCGGCAGGAUUGCCAAAACGAUUCGACCGAUGGUAUAACGAACGUUCCGGCGAUUGUUAAUAAUAGCGAUAAAGAAAAUAACGAGAUCGACGAUGUGCAAUCAAACGAUGUGUCCAAAUUAUACGAUAAUGAUGAUAAACACAAUCCGGGCGAAGUGCAUACGGUUUAAAUUUUAGCGAACAAUUUGAACAAAUUUUUUUGUAUACUGCGGUAGUUCAUUUCGAGUGUACUUUACAUUAUUAAGUUUUCUUAGUAGAUAAAAUCGUAUAAGAAAACUGAAUGUAUGAUACACAUUUAUGUGAUAUUUUUUUAUAGUUCUUAUAGGUAUAAAAUUUGCUUUAAGAUUUUAAGUAGAAUUUAUAAUUUAUUUACGAAAGAAACACAAAAAUUAGGGCAGUUAGUUUUAAUACUCCUUUUACGUUUCAUUUUUUCGUCGUGUGCAAUAUUUUU
Messenger RNA from Phyllotreta striolata, 2253 nucleotides. Lineage: Eukaryota; Metazoa; Arthropoda; Insecta; Coleoptera; Chrysomelidae. The record is from the annotation of a GenBank genome assembly.